Spea bombifrons (plains spadefoot toad) is the source of this 1411-nucleotide messenger RNA. RefSeq names its product heparan sulfate glucosamine 3-O-sulfotransferase 3B1-like. The record is from RefSeq and is a predicted model, not a curated record. The coding region runs from base 357 to 1361 and encodes 334 amino acids. Gene Ontology annotation, molecular function: [heparan sulfate]-glucosamine 3-sulfotransferase activity. The transcript is spliced from 2 exons. NCBI's taxonomy places the organism in Eukaryota, Metazoa, Chordata, Amphibia, Anura, Pelobatidae.
AGAAGGCAGCAGCUGCAGGGACUCUCAGUGAUACAGAGUAUCACCCAUCCAUCCUCCUGGAUCUAUGGGGAUGUCUACAGGGGAGCAGCUGAGCUCACAGGCUGGGGGCCACAGGGGCUCACUCAGCACUAUUCCUGCAUGAAGCCACCCUUUCUGAAGAGCUGAUGUGCAACUGGAUCCGGGGGUCCCAGGGCUGUCCAUUGAUGAGAAGUCUUUAAAGGCACAAGCUGGAUUUUGGUGUUUGGGGGGUUGUUUCUGAAGGAGACUUGCGCUGAGAUCCCUGUGAGGGUGGGUCCUGGAUUGGGGUGCAGAAGGCAAGAUGUGGCAGCUGUGGAAGGACCCUGAAUGAUGCCCCUAUGGAUGCCACCCCUGUGUCCCCACUGAGAAGAAGACUUCUACUGCCCCUGUGCACCAUGCUCUUCCUCUGCCUCUACAUGCUGUACUCCUGUGCCGGAUCCUGCGCCUCCCUCCCCGGCUCCUCUGCCCCUAGGCAGCCCGGGCUGCUCUCCCAGCUCCUGCUCAGACCCGAGCCCAGGGGCCCCACAGAGGAAGGAAGCCCCAUCUCCACCUUCUACAACGGCUCUGGGAGCAAGAAGCUUCCCCAAGCCAUAAUUAUUGGGGUGAAGAAAGGAGGCACCCGGGCUCUGCUGGAGUUCCUGAGGGUGCACCCCGACAUCAGGGCGGUGGGAGCGGAACCCCACUUCUUUGAUCGGAACUACGACAAGGGACUGGAGUGGUACAGGGAAUUGAUGCCGAGGACUCUGGACGGUCAGAUAACGAUGGAGAAGACUCCCAGCUAUUUUGUCACCAAGGAGGCUCCAGCCAGAAUCUCCGGCAUGUCCAAGGACGCCAAGUUGAUUGUGGUGGUGAGAGACCCAGUGACCAGAGUUAUAUCCGACUACACCCAGACGUUGUCCAAACGGCCCGAUAUCCCUACGUUCGAGGCUUUAACUUUCAAAAACAGGACUACGGGUCUCAUCGACACAACGUGGAGCGCCAUUCAGAUAGGGAUUUACGCCAAGCACUUGGAGAACUGGCUCCAGUACUUUCCCAUGAGCCAAAUCCUCUUUGUAAGUGGGGAGAGACUGAUCACGGACCCGGCCGGGGAACUUGGGCGCGUCCAGGACUUUCUAGGACUCAAGAGGAUUAUUACUGACAAACAUUUUUAUUUCAACAAGACAAAGGGCUUCCCGUGUUUAAAAAAGGCAGAGGGGAGCAGCAAGCCCCACUGUCUGGGCAAAACGAAGGGUAGGACUCACCCCAACAUCAACCCCGAAGUGGUCAAAAGAUUACGAGAAUUCUACAGACCCUUCAAUAUGAAGUUCUACCAGAUGACCGGACAUGAUUUUGGCUGGGACUGAAACCUUUUCAAAGCUCUAGUAUUAUGUGAAGUGGAAACGCAUAUUUAUGU